This is a messenger RNA of Anopheles stephensi (Asian malaria mosquito), 15285 nucleotides long. RefSeq lists its product as uncharacterized. The transcript is spliced from 6 exons. Bases 1511 to 6955 code for a protein of 1814 amino acids. The record is from RefSeq and is a predicted model, not a curated record. NCBI's taxonomy places the organism in Eukaryota, Metazoa, Arthropoda, Insecta, Diptera, Culicidae. Gene Ontology annotation, molecular function: metal ion binding.
AGAUUUUUUGUUCAAGCUCUUCUCGGAUCUCGGACCGCGGCCACUUGCCCGUUCCAUGCGAUACGCGCACGCUGUCCCCUUUUUGUUUCGGAUGUUUGCAAAUCAUGGCCUACUAAUCGUGCCUAAACGGCCGUACGGUACGGUUUGGCUCCAACCCGGAUGUGGCCGGAUGGGGAGAGUUGCAACUGACCAAAUGACGUGACAAAAGCGCCGUACGGCUGAAGGAAUUCCACCGUUUUGCCACGCAAGGACACGGGCACGGAGUGCGUUUUUGUGAAAGGCGCUGAUCACAACGCACACCACAACCACCAUCAAUAUAACUAAGCAACCCGUUGUUGGUGUCGUCAUCGCACCGUCGUUGUCGUCGACUGCGUGAAGAUUAUUGCGUUACGGAUAGUGAAGGCAGCUUGGGCGGCUUUGGCGACUGGGUGCAAAAAAAAGUGCCAUUCAUUCCGACCGGACCGGAUAAUUGUGCGUGCGUGGACCAAAGGGGGCCCUCGGUUACGCGGCCAUCGGAAAGGGAAAAGUGAGAAAUUACCCGCAGCAAGAAAUCGACAGCAGAGCAACAGCAGCAGCCAGCAUCAGCGAAACGGCACAAUCCACCGGUGUGUGUGUGUGUGUGUGAAUAGAGAAAGAUAUGUGCAACGUGUCUAACAGCUUUUCCUUAUCCGGAUCGGGAAAAACGAGUCGAAAGUAGUGGAAUCAGGUGUAAAUAGCGAAACGAAAGAGAAAGAGCAGUUGAAAAGAAAAAGAGUGAAAGAAAAAAAAACAACCCAACCCCAUCCGACCCAACGAUCAUCAUCAUCCUGUUGUGCGCGCUGGGUGAGAAAGUGGUACGUACAAAACGGCACACUAGAUCGCCGUGUUCCGUGAGUUGGCGGUGAGAAAGUUUUCGCAAACCCCGUAGUGAGUUCGCCCGUCAUAGUGAGCGCGUGUGGCAGGGAAAACGAGCGACGACCAAAAAAAAAAAGAAGGGGGUGAAAAAAGUGUGUGCUACGAUCAAGCAGCGGCCCACACACCUGUUGCUGCGGGUGCGUACGAAAAUUUGAUCAUUGUAUGCACACGUGUGACACGGCGGCGGUUGACCGUGUGUGCGUGUCUGGUUGUGCUUGAUUGAGUGUGGUGUGUGAGUGCGUGUGAUUUUUGGCAGCCAGUCGCGUUUCUUGCUGACUGCAGCCACAAUCAAGUGCGCGUGUGUGCGUCGCAGCGCGGAUCUAUUGUGUGCCAACUGUCAUCAUCUCGCGAGAUCGAACCGACACAAGAUCACUGCCGUGUGUCUGAUCGGCUUUGCUCAUCAACACUCACCAGGGCUCACUUGCGCGCCGAGACGACAACGGUGCGUGUCCGUGGCGUGACAGAAGCCGUGAUCUGUUGGUUUCUGUUGGAAAAAAAGGUUCCGGUGUCAUCGGGAGCUUCAUCCUGUGCGCGGCAUCGCGCAGAAACGGUGUGUAUGUCUGGUGUUUUGGCGCCCGGAAGGAAAUGUAAUGUGUUUGAAAGCUAAGACACAAGAAUGCCAAUACAGGCGCCCCAAUGGACAGAGUUUCUCAGCUGUCCCGUUUGCUGCAACGAGUUUGCAGCGAAUCUACGCCCACCGAUCAGUCUAGGAUGCGGUCACACCAUCUGUCGCACCUGUCUCGCCACACUCCACCACCGGCAGUGCCCGUUCGAUCAGACUGUUAUAUCGACUGAUUUAGAUUAUCUACCGAUAAAUAAUGCAUUACUGCAGUUGGUCAGUACACCGGGAAUCUCGUCCUCGUCGACGUACGGCAGCAAGGGAGGAGGAGGAGGAGGAGGAGGCGAUGGAGCGAACAACGCUACCAGCAAUGGCGGCAGUGCAUCGCCUGGAGGAGGAAGCUCGCAGGGUGCCGUGUGUGGAGGCAAUAGCAGCACUAGCAGCGCGAGCAGUAAUAGCAGCAGCGCCAGUAGUAGCAGUAGCAGCAGCAGCAGUAGCAGUAGUACCAGCAGUACCGCUAGUAGCAACGACUCGACUUCUUCCUCCGGUAGCGUAAAUGCAUCGCCAACCACCAACAACAAUGCUCCCAAUACUUCCGCCAGCAUUACCGAUCCGGACCUCAACUCGACGAGCGUGCAGAGUCUCAGUCCCGAGAAUCUGCAGUACUACAAAACGGCGAAGGCAUGCAUCGAAGAGCUGGCGCUCUACCUUAAACCCUGUCCAGCGGCCGGUAGCGGAUCGUUGGCGGCGGAUCGUGGUGGUAGCAGCAGUAUCGUCAGCACGUCCGGACCGUCCGGGGCGAGCCUGCUGUCACGGCAGAUGCAGCGGAAGCUGGUGAUACUGGUCAACUGUCAGCUGAUCGAGGAUGAGGGCAGGGCACGGUCGCUCCGUGCCGCUCGCUCACUAGGCGAGCGCACGGUCAUGGAGCUGAUCCUGCACCAUCAAAACCCGCAGCAGCUGAGCACGAACCUGUGGGCAGCGGUAAGGGCCCGCGGCUGCCAGUUCCUCGGUCCGGCCAUGCAGGAGGAGGUGCUAAAGCUGGUGCUGCUAGCGCUCGAGGACGGAUCGGCCCUGUCGCGCAAGGUGCUGGUAAUGUUCGUUGUGCAGCGUCUCGAGCCACAUUUUUCGCAAGCGUCCAAAACGAGCAUUGGGCACGUGGUGCAGUUGCUGUACCGUGCGAGCUGUUUUAAGGUGUCGAAACGGGAGGGAGACUCUUCGCUGAUGCAGCUGAAGGAGGAGUUCCGCACGUACGAGGCGCUGCGUCGCGAACAUGACGCACAGAUCGUGCAGAUAGCGACGGAAGCUGGUUUGCGGAUCGCACCCGACCAGUGGUCCUCGCUGCUGUACGGUGAUACGGCACACAAGUCGCAUAUGCAGAGCAUUAACGAUAAGCUGCAGACGCCACAAUCGUUCGUGCAGUCGGUGCAAGAACUGAUUAUCGCCCUACAACGCACCGGUGAUCCGGCCAACCUUUCCGGGCUGCGCGUACAGUUGAAGCAUUUGGCGGCGAUCGACUGGAACAGCGAGAACCACGUGCCCAGCUGGGCAGAAUGUGCCGCAGCUCUGCAAGCGGUGAAACGCGUCGUGGCGGGACUGGUGGACUUUGUGCAGCAUCAUGGCAACCGUAAGCUGCAGGAGGCAGGCCAUCUGGCACACAACCGAAACUACAAGAUCAGCUUGUGCCGGGACCUAAACAAUCGGGGCACCUGUCCGCGUGGACCGAACUGUACCUUCGCACACUCGGACGAAGAAUUGGAAAAGUAUCGGACAAAGCUGCGAAAGAGCCAUGGGAGCAGUGCAACGGCCAGUUUACGCAUGAUGUCUAAUGGAAAAGAUCAUCAUCCGGUUGGGGCGGGUACUAUGAGUGCGACUGGGCCAGGGCAGCCAGGAGGUGUUAGUCGAGGACCUAGGUCGGCUGUGGAUUACCAUGCACACCCAGGUGGUAGUAAUGGUGAUGGUGCGAGCGGCGGUAGUAUGCACCAAAGUUCGUCCUCGUCCCACGGUUACCAUUCGUCCGGAGAGGAAGCAUCGUCCCCGGUGCGCUAUCAAAAGACAUCUUCCGCUGGAGUAGGAGGAGGAGGGGGAGGAGGAGGAGGAACGGGUAGAGAAGGAAGCCAGCACAGUCAUCGUAUGCUCGAUAAGAAUCACGUCGGAAGCCAGGGCAGUGGUUUAGGAUCCGGUGCAGCAGGUGGACCAGGGGCUAAUGGACCAGGAGGAGGUCCUCAUCCAUCGUCAUUCAGUGGCGGAGGACCAGUGUCGAUGAAUGGAGGUCCUCGCGGUGUUUAUCCCAGUGGCGGAGGAAGUUCAUCCAGUCACUAUCAACACGCUGGAGCUGCGGGUGGUACCAGUGGUAUGGGCUACUCAAAUCGCGGUUCUUCCCAUCAUGCAACAGGCGGUCCCGGAGGAGGUUCUUCGUCACAAGGUGGUGGUGCUCAACAGCACAAUUCUCCGCAAGGAAUGAGGUUCCGUCCUCCACCGCACAUGGGUCCCAGUCCUGGUGGGGCGAAUGCCAACGGUGGUGCGAACUAUCACCCUGGCCCUGGAGGUCCCGGUGGUUCGCUACCACCGCAUCCCAGUAUGCACCAUGAGCGAGAUGGUGGCCAUCUUCCAGCCGCAUACCCUCAGCAACUUCCUGCCACACAACCAGCAGCUGGUGGACAUAUGUCGGGCGCACAUCAGAUCGAGUCACAUCUUCAUCACAGCCCGUUAGCAAACGCUAUGCAUCAUCCGCCGUACUAUGGUGCGGCUGGUGAAUAUCCCGAGGGUAAACAUGGCGCAGAACAUGGACCAAUGCACGGCCUACCACAUCACCAUGGCCAUAAUCAUCCUUCGCAAAUACGGCGACCACCGAACUACGCCGCUUGGGACAAUCUCGCCAGUCCUCCGCAUCAUCAUCUGAGGGGCGAACAUCAUGGAACACCAUCCGGCAAGAUAGGACCGUCUAGCCAUCAGGCACAGCAGCAACAGGCAGGUAGUUUUGGAAUGACGGGACACGCGGGACAACCUCCCCAUCCCUCAUCUGGCUCCGUGCCAUACGGUCCGGCAGCAAGUCCGAAGAACGGGCACUCCAGCAAUUCAGCAGCGCCCAUGGGAUCGAAAUACAUGGGAGGAAUACCGCACCAAGCGGGACAGCAAAACUACCAUCACCAGAAGCUGGGACCACAGGGUCGUGACUACAAGGAAAAGCAUCAGGGCAAUCGAGGUCCUCAUCCAGUACCACCCCCACCGCACGUACACGGUGGGCUGCCAUCGAUAUCUUCCGUCGGCCCACCACCAUAUCCUGCCGGACGUAAUGGGCCGCUUCCACCUCAACCUUAUCUAUCUUCCCCGUUGCCGAUGGCUGGCCCGGACGCCGUAGGUAAAAAUCCUCCACAGGGACAGGUGGGACCGCCGCCACCGCCACAUCACAACGGCUACAAUGGGUCACAGGCGGCCGCCUAUCAGCAUAAUCUGCAACAGCAGCAGCACCAGCAUCACCAUCAUGCUCAUCAUAUGCAUCAUGGUCCGGGGGCUGGAUAUCAACCUCAGCGGCAAACAGCAGGGGGUGAACCGCCGUCACCCUAUCUGUCCAAAAUGCUGUUCGAAUCACUCGGCACGACUGGUGGAGGUAAUAAAAAAUCCUACAACCAGCAGUUGAUGAACCAACACCUGAACGAAAUUGGAAUGGCGAACCCGGCGGCAGCUGCGGCCGCUGCCGGCAAGGACAUGUUCAUCCGGUCCGAUUCUCUCCUAGCGGACGACGAUGCGCUGCUCGUGGCUGAGCAAGAGUUUAACAACGCGGCACAGUAUGGACCUAUCUCGCGCAUGAACCCGAUCGGUACGGAGCGUAUCGAUCUCGGGCUGACACCGCGCAGCCAUCCGAGACAGCAGCAGCGGGGUGGUCUGUGGUCGACUACGUCCUCUUCCUCGCUCGGGGACAAUCCAUCGCCGACGGGUGGUGGGAACGGUAGCUCUUCCGCGUCCUCCCCAUUCUAUGCGGGCAGUGGCGGAAGCAACACGCAGCCACUGAAUCCACCAACAACAAUACCGCCAACACAGAAGCAUUCGAUGCAGCAACAGGUGCAAUCUCAUCUUCCGUACCAUCCACAGCACCCGUCACUGCCGCAUCCAUCGUCCACCGGUGCGCUCGACAAGAUGGCGCCGGAGCCGAACAAUAACUCGAUCGAUUUUGAUCUGUUGCGUGUUGGAGAGAAAAAGACACUAGAGUACGAUUCAGCAGUAACGAUGGCCGACUGCUGUGAAACGGUGCCAACUUCGGCUGGCGGUAGCGUCGUGGAGCAGGACUUUUUGCUUCAAUCGUUGGUUUCACAGACAGGACUAGGUGGCGGUGGGCAUUACGGUGCUCAGCAGCAGCACCCUUUCCAUACGGUCAUGAUGAUGUCGACGGAUAGGAGUGGUUCGCCGCAACAUGCACAACAACACCAGCUGCAACAUCCGCAGCAACAGCUACUGUCGAAAGAUCGAUGUAAUGGCGGUGGAGGUCCUGCGCUGUCGCCCGCCUGUGCCAACGAUGAUCUUCGCAAGCUGAACGAUAUGAAGAGUCCACCAUCAUCGCUUUCGGGCGUCCAGUCACCCGCCAUGCUCAUGUCGGUGACGUCGGAAUCUUCCGUUUGCACACCUCCACCGACCGUCGGUAUGUCUGGCGGUGGUUCCAACGGUGGCACAUCGUCCAUGUGGAACAAUUUGCUGGACCUGUCCACCUUCAAACCUCCAUCCGAUGCGAUGAACAAUCCGAACGAUCCGGACGGCCACUUUAACCCGGCUGGACGUACCAAUGGCACUGCCGGAUAUCCGAUGUCAGCGUUCCCGUCAGCAUCUUCCACCUUUAUCCGCUCGUCGGCCGACCAAUACAAGCUGCCAAAGCUGUUGAUGGACAGUUCGGCGACAGGUGGGGGUCAGCAGCAGCAGCAGCAACCAAGUUUUCUAGCCCAAUCAGGUAAAAGCGCUGCUGCCGGAGGAGCAGCAGUCGAUACGCUUGGCGACGUUGCCCGUUUUCACGAUAUGAUCAACACUAGCCAACCGGCUUCACCGAGCUGUUUGAGCGAUCGUGUAAACGGCGAGGAUCAGCGCAAACUGAACGCGUUCAAGGAACUGAACGAGCUUAGGAUUCAAUCGGGCAUGCUCACCUCCGUGACGGCCUCCCCAUCGCCGUCGGUCGUCACGUCUACGGUCGGUAGCUCCGAUGGUGCCAUCUCGCUUCACGUCGACCAGACGGCCACAUCGCUGUGGAACAACUUGCUCGACCUACCCAGCCUCAAACCAUCGCCACUGUCCGCAUUGUCGUCCGUGGGCGGGGUGGGUUUGGAACCGACAACGGCCGGACCAUCCGGUGAACCGCUCAUCACCGGCAGUAGCUCGUCCAGCCAGCUCAGCGCACUGUUGAACAGCAGCAAUGGCAGCAGCAGCGAAGAUUCGUACGAAGCUGGCAUGGCGGACGAUAUCCGUGAGCUGGAAAUGCGGCUCGUGUCCUCCGUGCUGCAGAACGAUGAGAAUGGCAUAUAACGUACGAUUGUUGCCGCCGCGGCCAGAAGACCACACAUCCUGCAGGAUACACUAAUCCGCACUGUGCUUUGCGAGCCUAAUGACUAAUGAAUUUGUUUGUAACGGGGCGUAUUCUUGUGCGGCCGUAUUGCCCGGGCUGAUUGUGUUAUUGCCCACGUGCCUCCGGUGUGGGAGAGCAUUCGAGCUUUUCCGCGUAGUUCUGUCAACUUAAUCGCAAUCGUUGCUCAUUGUUUUAGUUUGGCUAUCGUUUUUCUUUUUUAAAGUACCUCAUAGCAAAGGUGUUAAACGGGCUAGCUUAUAUCUAUAGAGCUAUAUUAACGGAUACGGAGUUGUUUAUUGUUUGUUCGUUUUCCUUGCGAAACUAAAAUGUGUUUAAACAUUUUGCUUUGGUUAAGGUUCACGGGGUGGGGUUUUAUUUUUAACCGGUUACCGCUUAAGAAUGAUCAUCGACUGAUCUGAAAAGAAAUGACCGCUUGUUCGUUACAGUGGUGACACACACACACGCGCACGCACGAUGCCCAUUAGCCAGUUUGCUAAGGGAUAGUUCAGUAGCAAUUCCUACGAUUAGCAGCAAGGUUCAGGCAUCAGGCAAUAGGAGAAGGAAUGAGAUAUCACUGUUACGUUUACUCUUACGACGCGUUCUACAAUAUGCAAUUGUUACUUGUGUUUAAAUACCCUUGCGCUAGCUCAAUUUGCUCUAGUUUUAUUAGUACGAUUUAGCCAACUUUACCAUCGCAUCGCUGGUCUGGUUCAUAGCUAUAUAUAGAGCUAUAUAUAAUCUGGCCGGGAAUCGGUCAAAUAGUGUGUGUGUGUGUGUUUGCAGGCAAGCUAUUUUUCCCUGUUGUAAAAAGGGAAAGCGUUUUGUUAGGUUGUUUUUUUGCUUAGGGAUUAGAUACACACAGCUAAUAUUGUUUUAUCGCUUUUAAAGCUUUGUUUAGAUGAUAGUUUGGAUGCUUGGGGUACUAGGUUACAAAUUUUAUCAUUGUUUUUUUUUUAAAUUGUAUUAUAACCACAUAUAUCAAUACCACCAUGAAGAGUGGAGGUAGGGGGCAGGACUCUGUGGCAAUGCUUUUGAUUUUAGCAAAAGCAAACACGGUGUAAUGUUGUAACACUGUAAAGUCAAAUACUCUAAAAUUUCGUUCCGACUGUGCCCUGUCGUCCGCGCACCGAUUUUAAUUGCUGAGCAAAUGCGCAUCCGCACUCCGCGUUUUGUCGUAAGUUACUAUUCAUUAGCGUUUGUGAAUUGUUACCCAGCUGUGUGGCUCUGGCACCGAUGACGGGGGACACCCCCAGACACUAGCAAAAUGAUAUGCACACCACAGACGAGCAAUGUCCGCGCCGACUAGCAGAAAGCGGGCAAAACAAAUUGCCCUCUAGCUUAGUUGAGCGUAAAAGGAGCGGGCGUCCACCCGGUGGGGGAAUGUGUUUAACAGUAAUUAGUCCAAUUUAAAGCACCGGUAACCGGUGUUUAUAUAAAUAUACAUAUACGUGCAGAUACUCCGCAGUCGUACUGCGCGCGCGCGCUGUUCAUUAGGUUAAUCUGUAUAUUCUAGCAAAAGGAACACAGAAGCCACGAUUUAAUGGUAAAUUCUCUUUUCAAUUCUACAUUUUUUGUGGUUUUACACAAGAAGCAAAAAACAAACACGAGCAUAGGAAAUGGGUUUCGAGCUUGCGAGGGUGCUAGAAAGGCCAUCUGCACGUGGAACGGGGCGAAGGAAAGAUGUAAAACACUAACGUUUAGUAGCGAAAUUAUCACCAGUUAGCUUAAUAGCAGGAGCAGCAGCUGAUAUCCCCGGUUCUUGGAAGGUUAACACUAGCGGGAGGGACUUGGCGCUCAUCUCCCACACACAUACACUCGUCUCCGGGGUCGCGCUAACGUACAGUGCACACGGGUGUCUUGCAGCCGAGUGGCCAAUUGUUUACGGUGUAAACUGGAAUGGGGCUAGCAAAGGAAGAAUCACCCAACCGCCAAAAGCAUAACGCUCUUUCGAUGGAUAUUUUGUUUAUCCUUCCGUUUUGUUUUUGCCACUAAGAAGUGCUGUGGCGCUGAGGGGACUCUACUGUCUUGUGAAUGCAAUGCAAACACGCACGUUUCCUUCAGGCUGUUAAUUAGUAAGCUCCAAGACAACAAAAAAAGAAAGGGGGAAAGAGAUUAGCGGCGUAUGUGAAAGUAGGUUAGGAAGUUUAAAAGAUUGAUCGAUUAUCAUAAGCAAGCCAGCCAGCAGCCAGUGUCCCCAGACCACCCCACCCCCCACCCUGGUACGCAGGGACGAUAACUGUUUUGUUUUCUUCUAAACCCAAUGGGUUCGCGGUGAAUGGUAUAUACAUUCUGUAACUAACUAAUCUAUUUAUUGUAGGAAAACGAAGGUGACCGAACGCAGCGGACACCGAACAACCCGCCUAAACAGGAGGACACACUUUAGUCUUUUAUGUACCGACUGAAACGUAUGUGCGCGGACGUCGGUGUGUGUACGUGUGUGUAGUUGAUUUAAAAUAGUGUUCUCGGGUGAAAAUCAUCAAGACAUCCGCUAACUCGCAUAAUCGCACUCUAACACGCACUUGGCUGGCGUAAUAAUAUUGUGUACAUGGUUUGUUGUAGUAAGGCGCGCGGUGUUGGGUGAGAUAUGGAGUAAGAGAUUUUUGUUUUGUUGUUGGUAUUUUGCAAAAUGCAAAACGUUAUUAACACACACACACACACACACACGCGGAGAUAAUAGAGUCAUUAGAAUGCAGAAAUGGGUGGACGGUCGAAAGUUUUUCGCUGAAAAAGAAACCAACCAAUUGUGUAAACUACAAUAAGUGAAUCAAUUUAAUGAUUCCCACGAUUCCCCGCAUUCGCUUCUGCCCGCACCAGGCUCGAUAUCAUCAAUGAGAUUCUGUUAUUAGCUUGCAAUUAUAUUGUCAAUGCGAGGUGGAUGGAUGAUCUGGCGGAGAGGAAAAGAAAAUGCGUGUACUAGUGGAGAAGAAGUUAAUCGUCCCGAUCGUCCCGAAUUGGAGUCGUGCACUUGGGAGUGUGUGUGUCUUCAUGUGUGUGUGUGUGUUUGGGUGGGAUUAGCAACUGUCGGAUAAGUAGAGCGAAUAAAGGAAAAAAAAUCUUCCAGCUCUAGUACAUCCGGAGAACAAACAAAAAGGGAGAAACUUUUGAAAACUUAUAUAGAAAAAUGUGUCCAAAAGUAGAUCAAAACCGAAAACACAAUACAACAGUUCACACAAAACAAGAGCCCCCCCUCCCAAUACACACGCGCACGGUGACAAGAAAAAAAACGGGGCGUAAGGCGGACGGAUGAAAUGGAUGAAACAGAGUUAACAUUUAAUAUAUACAUAUAUAUAUGAAAGCGGAUAUAUACAUACCUAUAAACAUAUAUUUGAAACAACAGCAACAAAAAAGUAUAUAAAUCUAUAUAUAUGAAUAUAUAUUUUUAAAAUAUUCUGACGUUAAGCAGCAGCAGAUUGGGAGAGCGAGAGCGCGUGAGAGAAAAAAGGAGAAGUAACAGCAGCAGCAUAUAUGGAAUCUAAGGAUGGCUAUUCAAUUGACACGUAUUAUAUUGUACAAUGGCUACAAAGAAGAAGAAGAAAAACAAAACACAAUCCAACCCAAAAACCGGAUUAUAGAUAAUGCAGAAGCAAUAGACAUUACUCUCACUCACACCUUCACACCGACGACCGACGGGAUUGGAGAUUGGUCAAACGAAGACACCAUUUGCAUACAAGAACGAAGAAACAAGGCUUAAGCGUUGACUGGAAGCUAGCAAUAUAGUGUUGUGUGCAGGAUGCGGCAGAAGAAAAAAAUCUUGGGGCUCCUUUAUGAGAUCCUUGCUGGCAGAAUAACCCAAGCAGCAACAAGUGUUUUUUUUUUCUUUCUCCUCGACACAUCGACAGACUUCAGUGUUUUUUGGGGGCUUGUGGCUAACCAUGCUCCCAGGUAUAAAAAGUGCCACACGUUGAUGUGCUCAGUGAUGUAUCUUCUCACUCACAGAAGUAAUUGUCCUGCCACUAUUAAACAUUAUUUCAUGUUUUUUUCUCUGCUGUAUCUUGUAUCAGGUAGUUUAAUUUUUUUCCUUAUUUUGACAAUUUUUUUCUUCCAAAUUUCAUACUUUGUUCCAUGCUUGUCUGUGGUCUGUUAGUGAAGAAAGUUAGCUCCCCUUUCACACACGUCCUCGACACGUCUUUCUGUGCGAUUAUGAGUGAUUUGCUCGGUAGAAUCCUACCGGGAGCCGGAUACGGAUCUAGACUCUGCAAGGAGGAGGAUCAUAUAUAACUGACCCUUAGAAAGUUGCCCUUACCUUACAUUAUAAUCUUGGCUGUUUUACAGCGUUCGUUGCGCAUGCGUUUUUUGAACGUUGAACGUUCGUGUUGCUCCUUAAUCCGGCCGGCCUUAUUCCCACAGACAGACCGACCUUAGCGAAACCGUGAAAGGGCAAAAGGUUCAUUAAGGUCACACGUCCUCCGGCGUAUAAUCGUUAAGCGUUUAGUGUGUAGUGUGUACGGUUCUGUUUUCGCGUUGAUUGUUGAUUGAUUUUUAUUAUUAUUUUAUAUAUUGGUUUCUUCUUCUUCUUUUUUCUUCUCUCGCUCUAUACAUUACCGAUAAUAGCGUGUACACAUCCCGUUUACACAUCCCUUGCGUUAUUAGGGCUGUGCUCAUAGUAGGUUUUUAUUAUAUAUACGUGCUGUACUGUCCGAUCACACUUCAGUUCCCGUUGAUACGAAAAUUGUUUAACUUAUUUUUACUUCUUCGUAUACGACACAGCGUUUACAUUUUUUUCCUCUGGGGUAGGUUCGAACUUUUUGCUUAAAGCGAGUUACAUGCUAAAUACAAAAAAAUUAUAACACUUUUCUACCAGGCUAACACUCGGUCGAAGAACGAUAAUUAUCUCAAUAAUUAUUUUUAAAACCACGUGUUGUUUUUUUCGUUUUGUUUGUUCGCUUUCAAUUCGCGUGUACGCAGCUUAACGAACCAGAAAACUAGGCAAAAUAUCAGUCACAGAUAAUCAUACAAAACCGGGCCAUCAGCUGCAGCGGUCCGGCAGUAAACACAGGCAUCAUUAAACGCAAACUUGUAAUAAACUACGGACGGGAGGGAUUGGAUAGUGGACUGACGCGCUGUUAAUUGCGAGAACGAAUGGCCUUAGGCAAGGUAGUGUGCAGGAGUAGAAGAAGAAGAAGUAUUUAGCAAAGCGUUUAAAGAAAACAAACAAAAAAAAGGAUUUACAGUACCGAAAGUAAAGCUUCGGACCGGCUAUCGGAAAAUACACAAGCGUUACUAGUGUUUUUGAACGUUGAGUUUUGUAUUAUUAAUUUUUUCCUCUUCCUUUUUGUUCCUUUUUUUCUACUUACGUUGUAUAGGGGUAAUCGUUGCGUUGUAAUAUCACAUAGUUUUGGUGUGUUUUUUGCUUUACUUUUCUAAUUGUUUUACUUUUUUUUUCUUUUCAGUUUUAUGAAACGUGAAUUUUAUGAAGAAACCAAAAAAAAAGAACGCUGGCUUCCAGUCAAGCGCACGUGUGUUAAGGAAUGGCAGAAAACAACAGAACACAAAAAUUGAUCCUAUGCUGCGGUUUGUGCUAUCAGAAGCAUUCCUGAAUUAACAAGCAAAAAGAAACAGGUGGGACAGUAACGAUAAGCGUACGAAGUUUUGUACAUUUACCUAUCCAUAUACUACAUUAUCAUCUUCUGCAUCAUUCGUAUCGAAUAGAGAAAAAGGGAGAUAGAGAGGGGGAGAGAGAGUGAAAGAGUAAUAUCCAAGAUCAUACACUAGCUGUACUAGAAGCAGAAGAUAAUUAGAAACAAAAAUCAACAAUACUAAACCGAACGCGCGCUGAACAAACAGAUGAACGGCAAAACCUAAAACUACACACCAAAGCUACACUAAACUAAUAGCAAAUUCACAGUUGUGUAGUGUGUAAUCCGGGUGUUCCCUCCUUCUCCUCCCAGUGUGCAUAGCUUAACUUAUAUUACCCGUUGUUUGUUAACAUUUUGCCACCAGUAAAGGACGUAGCAUAGAGGGUGCGCAUACGUGUGGUGGCCGCAGAUGAGGUAGAGAAGGUAAGCAACAUAAUACAGCAUACCCAACAUGACCAAUCGUGUCCUGUCCGUCGUGUCUAACGGGAGUGGCAAUACGCGACGAUAGGACAGCCGUGAACAAUCUAUAUCAUCUUUAUACAGUGUUUAGCUAAAAGGAAUUAGACAGAACAACCAAGAGAAGAAAAACGAAAAGGAUCUCAAACGAACUACUAAACCCUUCUAUCAUCCCAACCAAAAGACCAAGAGCUUCUUUACUGUACUUGGCUAUUGGUUUUAUUGAAAUCACCUUUGUUUUUUAAGCUUUCAGUUAAUUUUCCAUCGUCCUGUCUCGGGAAAUCGAUGUCUGGCUUCGGGUUUUACAUUUGCCGCCUAGGGCCACUACGGUUCGCUUCGUUUUGCUACUAGAGUAAAAGUGCCUUUUUAAACAAACAAAAAACGAUACUUGUAGUUAACUGUCACGUGUAUUUGCUAUACAACAAACACACAAAGAACCAUCACCUUGAACGACACUCACACACACACACGCAAACUGAAACUACUAAACUAAAACCCUAAACUAUUACUCUGUCUAAGUAGGCGACGAUCGGUAGACAGUAGAGAGCAUUAAACUUUGUACUACCAUGUUAACGAUUAUCUAUUAAAAUUGGGUGUAGUGUUUUAUGUUUUUAAAAUGUUUGCAUUGUUAGUGCUGAAGAAGUAAUGGAUGGGCAGGGGACGUACUUAAAAUUGUUUGCAAGAGUAAAAAUCACAUGCGAUCUAUAACGCCUAGUUGAGUGUAUCUUGCCUAGGAGGCAGGGUUGCCAUAUGGUUAAUUUUUAUGCCUAAUCUUUUUUAUUUAAUCUUCUGUCUUUUUAUGAAAAUUUUGAAACCAUCAAAGAUUAUGCAGGUGGACAAGGGAAUCGUUUAAGCCUGCUGUGGAACUUUGCAAUCAUAUAGUGGAUUUUCUGCCGAGUGUUCUGUCACUGUUAAACUGUAAACUUACGAAAUUUCAUUCGAUCGCUUGUAUGAACAUGAUUACGCCCAAUCAUUCGUACCGGGUUAACGCAAUAAUUUAUUCUAAAAUAUUAUUUUAAUUACCACUUGCUUAAUCUACACGGCUUAUUGCAAAGUUCAACAGCCGCAUUGCAAAUUUCCACAAACUAUUUGUAAGAUUCCAUUGUAUGAUUGCAAAGUUCCAUAGCGGAGCUUUAGAAUCGAGAACAUUCCCUUGAAAGAUUGAAAAGUUUGUUUAUACGGCUCAAAAUUCUGUAUUUUAAUGGUUAUUUCAGAUCAGCCACAGCACAGAGGUUUUCAAGAAAGUGACUUUUUUGAAAAAUUACCAACCAUAGAUCUGUUCCAUUUUAAGAAGAUCAAGAUCAAUAAAGAAAUGAACGGUUGGAUGGUUGAUAAUGGACUAGAUGUAAACAGGUGACUUCCAGAACAGAAGCAGCUAACAAAGCUGCAAGUUACUCAAAGAAGUAACUUGGCCAGUUGGAAGAAAACGGUACAAAUGACUAGGCUCUGAAAUGAGGAAUUUUUAGGAUCGGAAUUUUAGGUUUCUGGAGCAUAUUUAAGAACAAAAAAACCAGUAUGUCAACCCUGUUACUAGGCGGUACUUAAAAAAAUUCUCUGCCUGUAUUAAACACACAAACUUAAACACUACCACCAACAGUAGUAACUCACAUUCGAUGCCCGUUUUGUGUGCGGGACCCUUGGAGACACUUAGCUUUUACAUCGUUCAAAGGUUUUUUUAUAUUGCUCUGUAUAGAACUGUUAGAAGUAGUACAAUGUUUCGCACUCCGUUGGCACUGUUAAUACGAUCUGUUACUCAUCCUAUUAGCUGUUAUCGUGUUUCGUAUUAUUAGUGUGAGCAGCAGACGUAACGACGCAACACAUGCCCUAAAAGCCGAGUUCCUAAACCAAAACCUAAAACAGUCAGUAAAAACGAGUACCAGCUCAUCAUUCUCUGCUAGAACCUGUCCGUUUAAACCGGAGCUGCCGAUUUCCCGAACGCAAACAAGGAGGAUAAAUUUCCUUAGUGAUAUUUUAUAUGCUACUUUUUUUUGGAUUUGGUUUUACAAUUAUAUCCCCAACAUAUCUCCCAGUUAUGUGUAGCAGUUCACAUACUCUCACCCUUGGUAAGGUUAUGUUUGAUAGGCAGCAAGCUCAGCUGGAGUUCUCAACACCACAUAAAUAUUUUAACAAAAUCCCCAGUUCCCAGAAGGUGUUUUUCCCUGAAGAAUAAUUAAGAACCAACGCCAAAUCCAACCACUGUUGUUGGUGUGUGUUUGUGUGAAUUCCGUUGUGCGUUUCAUCAAACCAAAAAAAAAAAA